Molecule: messenger RNA, 2461 nt
Organism: Sinocyclocheilus anshuiensis
Lineage: Eukaryota; Metazoa; Chordata; Actinopteri; Cypriniformes; Cyprinidae
Product: proprotein convertase subtilisin/kexin type 7-like
Exons: 12
Coding region: 416-1969 (517 amino acids)
Biological process (GO): protein processing
Cellular component (GO): Golgi membrane; trans-Golgi network
Molecular function (GO): serine-type endopeptidase activity
Source: RefSeq, a predicted model, not a curated record
UUUGAGUUUCAAAUAUACGACUCAGAUUAAUCGAUUCGGAUCAAUAGAAGAUUCGAACGGCUCAGACCGGAUGUGACGAGACAUAGCCGCAGAUGACGAACGCGGAAGUUUCGCGGAGCAGAUUGAGUUCCCUGCGUGCGUGAUGUCGCGGACUGAGUUUAUAGCGAAUAAUGACUCGAAACAGCUCGGAAAUAAAACGGACAAACGAUAGCGAAGCACAUCGACGUUACCACAAGUAUGCACACUGGGUGACCCUUUCGGUGAAGUGUUGGGUUGAGAGCGAACCCCAGACCCGAGUUCAGCUCCAGCCCGGGUUAAACACACCAGAAGCAGCUAAUCCAGGACUGCAGGAUUACUACAAGCCUCCAGCGGAUCUGAUGUGGAGAGAGUGUUCUGCUGGUUUCUCCUGGCUGACAUGGCAUCCUCCCCCCAGAUGUGUCUCAGCCUCUAUCGUCUGCUGCUCCUCACCAUUUCACCGCUGCGCAGCCAUUCCUUCUUCUUUCCCUCUCAACCGUCCUCUCCCUGUGGGCCGGGCCGGUCCUGGGCAGUGCGGCUCGACGCGGGCUCUGUGACAGCGGGGUGUUCGCUGGAGCGGCUGGCACACAGUGUGGCAGAGGAGGUGGGCCUGGAGAAUCACGGGCAGAUCGGGCAGCUGGAGGGACACUACCUGCUCUGCCAAGGAGUGGAGGACAGCGCAGACGUGGACUCGGCUCUGGAUCGAAACCCUCAUGUGCUGUGGCACUCACAGGAACACAUCCUGAGACGCUCCAAGAGAAGCGUGACCUUCAAUGACCCCAAAUAUCCCAGUCAGUGGCACCUGCACAACGAUGUGAAACAAGGGAUGGACAUCAACGUGACCGGUGUCUGGGAGCGAAACAUCACCGGCGUCGGGAUCACAGUGGUUGUGGUGGAUGACGGGCUUCAGCACACACUGGCAGAUAUUCAGCCCAACUAUAGUCCUGAGGGUAGUUAUGAUCUGAACUCGAACGACCCUGACCCCAUGCCUCAUCCUGACGGCCACAGCGAUAACCAUCACGGCACGCGCUGCGCUGGAGAGAUCGCCGCUGUCUCAAACAACCGCUUCUGCGCUGUCGGAGUCGCAUACGGAGCCAAAGUGGCAGGCAUCAGAGUUUUGGACGGACCCCUCACAGACAGCAUGGAGGCUGUUGCUUUUAAUAAGCAUUACCAAGUUAAUGAUGUCUACAGCUGCAGUUGGGGUCCGGAUGAUGAUGGCCGUACGGUUGAUGGACCGCAUCCCUUAGGCAAGGCGGCGCUGCAGCAUGGAGUUAUUGCAGGCAGGAGAGGUUUCGGUAACAUCUUUGUUGUCGCCAGUGGUAAUGGAGGACAGUAUGACGACAACUGCAACUAUGACGGCUAUGCUAACUCCAUCUACACCGUCACCAUUGGCGCGGUUGAUGAGAAUGGCAAAAGGCCGUUUUAUGCAGAAGAGUGUGCGUCUAUGCUGGCCGUCACGUUCAGCAGUGGGAGCAGACAGCUGCGCAGUAUAGUGACGUCUGACUGGUCGCUGCAGAGCGGCACCGGCUGUACCGACGGACACACAGGCACUUCAGCGGCUGCUCCUCUGGCUGCAGGGAUGGUGGCGCUCAUGCUGCAGGUGCGCCCCUGUCUGAGCUGGCGGGAUGUCCAGCACAUCAUCACCUACACAGCAACACAGCAUGACGCUGACGCUCAGGCUGACUGGGGAAUCAAUGGAGCUGGUUUCCACCACAGUUACAAGUACGGCUUUGGAUUGCUAAACGCCUGGAGGCUCGUUAAUGCUGCCAAGGUCUGGGAGUCCGUCCCCUUUUUGGUGUCCUACCAGAGCCCAAUUUUAAAGACCAACGAGGGCAUCCCAGAGUAUCCCAAAACUCUCACUCACACCUGGAAUGGUAAGAGAUUUAGAUGGAGUAGCACACUGAAAUUAAAUGAUUGGUUACACUUUAUUUUAAGGACCAAUUCUUGCUAUUAACUAGUUGCUUGUUAGCAUGCAUAUUACUAGCACAUUGGCUGUUUAUUAGUACUUAUGAAGCACUUAUUAAAGCCUAAUUAUGCAUGACUAUAUUUCAGAUCCCUAUAAUCCUAAACCCCAUGCAUAACUACCUUACUAACUAUUAAUAAGCAGCACAUCAGGAGUUUAUUGAGGCAAAAUCAUAGUUAUUUCAUAGUGGGAAUUGGUUCCCAAACUAAAGUGUGACCAAAAUAUUUACAGUUUUCCGAUCUAAUAUGUAAUUCAGAACAAACCAUAAAAAGGGCUAUUAUGACAUCUGUGUGCUCUGUUAAUGGAUCUGUGCCACAGACAGCACUAGUCUGCCCUUAUUUGGACAAGUUUGUCUGUGUUUAUGUGUUCAAGUAUACCGUGAAAGUGAAAUGUUGUUUCCCUUCUCCAUUGAGCUCACAUCUUUCAAAUGAGAUGUUCAGCAGCACUGUUUAUGUAAUGUGGCAAAGUUGGAUCAAAUUUACG